Molecule: messenger RNA, 1707 nt
Organism: Tripterygium wilfordii
Lineage: Eukaryota; Viridiplantae; Streptophyta; Magnoliopsida; Celastrales; Celastraceae
Product: F-box protein At1g67340-like
Exons: 3
Coding region: 224-1429 (401 amino acids)
Molecular function (GO): protein binding
Source: RefSeq, a predicted model, not a curated record
AACUGUAAAUCGACGCCGAUGAACGGACGGAUCUGGGUCAACGCCAUUUGACCGUAUGUACGAACAAGUAGAGGGUCAAUACUGUAAUUAACUACAACCACUCUGGAGCGGUGGUCUUUAAUUUAUAUCGAUUCGGCUCUGUUUUUGUUGUUGUUUUGGUCCCUUUGGUUCCCUCUUUUAUACAGAGGUUUCACUUUGCUUUCUCUCUGAUAAGGAGAGAGAGAUGAGAACAAGGAGGGGCCUUUGUUAUCCGAGACUGGAUGUUUGUGUUGAUAACAACAAGAGAAUGAUGAGGAGGAGAGAUUUUAGCGGAGAUUCCAUGGUUCUUCGGAGUAAGAGGCAGAGAUUCUCGCCGGAGGUGGCCGGAAAGUGUGAUCUUUUCGAUUCUCUUCCGGAUGAUAUUGUUAUAUCUAUUCUAUGCAAGCUUAGUUCUACAGCCAGUUGCCCAUCUGAUUUCAUCAACGUUUUGUCUACAUGCAAGAGGUUGAACAGUUUAGCCCUGAAUUCUCUAGUGCUAUCCAGAGCUUCACAGAAAGCCUUUUCUAUUAAGGCGGAGAAGUGGUCGGAGUCCGCUCACCGAUUCUUGAAACUCUGUGCCGACGCCGGAAAUGUUGAUGCUUCUUACACUCUUGGCAUGAUUCGAUUCUACUGUUUACAGAAUCGGGGCAGUGGAGCUUCUAUGAUGGCGAAAGCGGCGAUUAGUUCUCACGCGUCGGCUCUGUAUUCUCUUGCUGUUAUUCAAUUCAACGGCAGCGGUGGCUCCAAGAAUGAUAAGGAUCUAAGGGCCGGUGUGGCUCUAUGCGCUCGAGCUGCUUUCCUCGGCCACAUCGACGCCCUGCGGGAGCUUGGGCACUGCCUUCAAGAUGGCUACGGCGUGCGUCAGAAUAUAACAGAGGGACGCCGAUUUCUUAUUCAAGCCAACGCUCGUGAGUUGGCCGCCGUUCUUUCUUCGUCUGCGGUUCCAGGCAUCCCGGCACGCCCAUGGGUCACUUGGACCCACAAUCCACACCCGAAUCCGAAUCUUAACGUCAGCCCCAAUAAUGCCCAGUUGAACGGCGUGGGUUGUCCGUUGUUAAGCGAUUUCGGAUGUGACGUUCCGGCUCCGGAGGUGCAUCCAUCAAGCCAAUUCUUAGCCGAUUGGUUUGCUGCUCGGGGCGGGUCACCGGGUCCGGGUCUUAGGCUAUGCUCGCACGCUGGUUGCGGGAGACCCGAGACGAGAAAGCACGAGUUUCGGAGAUGUUCGGUAUGUGGAGCCGUGAAUUACUGCUCACGUGCUUGUCAGGCGCUUGAUUGGAAGCUGAGACACAAGGCGGAGUGCACGCCCGUUGAACGGUGGCUUGAGGAGGAUGGUGAGGGCAACGAUGGCGGAGUUGACGGUUACGGAGAUAAUGACGGUAACGGCGAAGAUGACGUUAUGGGAGAGAGUUAAAUACUAGUUAAGAACUCAUCACCAAAAACGUAACGGUGACAGUAACGGCUGAUGGAGUCGUCAACGACUCGGGUAGAGGACAAGAAAAUCUUGAGAGAUAAUGAGGUGGCCAAUUUUGUUUUGAAAGUUAAAGUUAAAAUCUUUUCACUGUUGUCUUUGAAGAAGGCAAGUAGAGUUUUUGCUUCCCUUGAUUGUAUAGAGAAAAGGGUAAAUCAGUAAAAUCAAGGCGACUGUUUUGGCCUUUUGCUUUCAUGAUUAAUUAGGGUUUCUUUCCUUUC